This is a messenger RNA of Penicillium olsonii, 807 nucleotides long. Lineage: Eukaryota; Fungi; Ascomycota; Eurotiomycetes; Eurotiales; Aspergillaceae. The record is from the annotation of a GenBank genome assembly.
AUGGCAUUCCCUUAUAAGAAAGUCCUCAUCAUUGGUGCCACCUCUGGGAUUGGCAAAACACUGGCUGAGAAGGUUGUUCAAAACGGAUCUAAGCUGAUUGCUGCCGGUCGGCGAAAGGAUAAUCUAGAAGAGAUCGUUCAGCGGCUUGGCAGUGACAAGGUUUCCGCGAAGGUGUUUGAUGUCAUGCAGCUCGAGCAGAUUCCUCAAUUUGCUUCUGAGAUCAUCGCGGAGAACCCGGACCUGGACUGUAUCUUUGUCAACUCAGGGAUCCAGCGCCCGUUUGAUUUCUCGAAGCCGGAAACCGUGGACAUCGACAUCUUCGAUCAAGAAUUGAUCACAAAUUAUACAUCGGCUGUCCGCCUGACAAAGGCCUUCCUCCCACAUUUGCAAGGCCAGAAUGCCCAAACAGCGAUCGCCUUCACGACGUCUCAAAUGGCCCUGGUUCCCAUGAUGCGAUGCCCGAACUACGGUGCAUCCAAGGCUGCACUGCACCACUUCAUUCUGGCCCUUCGCACUCAGCUGGAAGAUGGGCCUGGAAAUGUUAAGGUUUUGGAGAUCUACCCUCCCGCUGUCCAGACCGAGCUUCACGACACUAAGCACCAGCCUGAUUUGAAGGAUGGACAUCUGAUUGGUAUGCCAUUGCAGGAGUUUGUGGACGAGGUUUGGGGCCGGAUUUCACAGGGCGAGGAUCAGAUCCCGGUUGGGUCUGCGCAGGAUAUCUUCAAUGCUUUCGAGAUCAAGAGGCAAGAGCUGUAUCGCGGUAUGACGGAGCUGCUUUCUGGAUUGCUGAAGCAGUUUUUGAGGUAG